UGUAUGUAUGCGAGCGAGACAGAUUAGAUUAGAUACACUUUAUUGUGCAGUGUGUGUAUACCUAUAUAUAGAUUCAUGUUCUUAUCCUUGAAGCUUUUUUCAUUGUGAACUUGUACUUAUUAUAAUAUUAUUAUAAUUAUUUUACUAAAACUUCUAUAAUAUAGUUACAAAACUUAUUUAUAUUUUUAAAACACACACGAAAUGUUUUAUUGCAGAUUGACAUGUGGCUGUUGAUUUUGCAACAACCCUUUUUUAUAAACCCUAAACCUUAUUUUUGAGCCUUAAAUAAUUAAUUCAGCUACUUUAAACUACUUAAUACUAUUUCUUUUAUAACUGCCACGUUGCUAAAGGUGCCUAUAUUACUACGCUACAAGCAUCUCAGUUAUAUGUUUUCACAAUUCGAAUCUCGCGCGUGCAUCGCGCUACCAAUUUACAUAUAUAUGCUUUCUACAAUAGAUACCAACUGCGCGUAUUAGGCAAGGAGUAUGGAACAUACCAUACCGGGUGUCCGGGUAUGUUCCAUUUCUCGAAGUGUUGUGGGUUUUGGCGUUUGGUAGCGUUAGUUUGAGCGUGGGAUAGUGCGCGUGCAAGGAUGUCGCUCACCUGUGCAAUUUCUAACGAUGUGCCAGAGCAUCCAGUGAUUUCUCCAGUCUCCGGAUCGAUUUUCGAACGGAGACUUAUUGAAAAAUACUUGAAUGAAAAUGGAGUUGACCCUGUCAAUGGUCAAGAAUUGACUGUUGAACAACUGAUUGAUAUCAAAGCCACACCUGUAACAAAAGCAAGACCACCAAGUGCUACAUCUAUACCAGCAAUAUUAAAAAUCCUGCAAGAUGAAUGGGAUGCAGUUAUGCUGCACUCGUUCACACUGCGGCAGCAGCUCCAAACUGCUCGACAAGAAUUGUCUCAUGCACUUUACCAGCAUGACGCAGCUUGCAGAGUUAUUGCAAGGCUGACCAAGGAAGUUACAGCCGCUCGAGAAGCUUUGGCUACAUUGAAGCCACAAGCUGGUAUUACGCAGAGUGGUAUUCCUCAACCAGCAAUUGCUGCAGAAGCUGGUGGUGUUGCAAUGCAACCUAAUGAGCAGGCAGGAAUCACUGAUGAUAUCAUACAAAAAUUACAAGAAAAAGCUACAGUUCUCACACAAGAAAGGAAACGAAGAGGUAGAUCAGUUCCAGAAGAUUUAUUAUCACAAGAAAGUAUUCGUUCUUUCCAAACACUUGCAUCACAUCCUAGUCUUCAUUCAGCUAGUAUUCCUGGUAUUUUGGCUCUUGAUAUACAUGCUGCAGAUACAAGUAAAAUUCUAACAGGAGGAGCGGAUAAGAAUGCAACAGUGUUCAACAAAGAUACUGAGCAAAUCAUUGCAGUCUUGAAGGGACAUACGAAGAAGGUUACAAAAGUCAUAUAUCAUCCAGAGGAGGAUGUUGUAAUGACAGCUUCACCAGAUACAACAAUUCGAGUAUGGAAUGUAGGAACUUGCCAAACUUCGAUUUUGCUAAGAGCUCACGAUGCACCAGUUACUGGACUUUCAUUGCACCCAACAGGGGAUUAUUUACUCAGUUCAUCUCUUGAUCAGCACUGGGCAUUUAGCGACAUCCGUACGGGAAGAUUAUUAACAAAGGUUGCUGGACAAGGUAGUCAACCUUUAACCACAGCUCAAUUCCAUCCAGACGGGCUUAUUUUUGGAACCGGUACUGCAGAUUCCCAAGUUAAAAUCUGGGACUUAAAGGAGCAAUCCAACGUUGCAAAUUUCCCUGGUCACUCUGGACCAAUUACGGCUAUUAGUUUCUCUGAAAAUGGUUACUACUUAGCUACAGCAGCUGAAGACUCAUGUGUUAAACUGUGGGAUUUACGAAAAUUGAAAAACUUCAAAACUUUACAACUUGAUGAAUCUUAUGAAGUUAAAGACAUUUGCUUUGAUCAGAGUGGUACUUAUCUCGCAGUUGCCGGGUCAGACGUUAGGAUUUACUUAUGUAAGAUGUGGAAUGAGUUGAAAAUACUGAAUGAUCACACAGCUCUUGCCACUGGUGUAAGAUUUGGAAAGAAUGCCCAUUAUGUUGCAUCCACCAGCAUGGAUCGUACAUUGAAGCUGUAUGGUGUAAUGUAAUAAAAGCUGUAAAUUAAUUCAGGAUAUGUUUGAUUUAGAUAUAUAAUUUUAAUGAAUUACGAAUGUUGCUGGCAAACCUAAAUAUGAUUUUAUACGAUGAUCUAUAGAUAUAGAAAUGAUUGCGUGAGUGUCUUAUAAAAUUGUAAAAAAGUAUUCUACAUUUUGACUUGAUUUCACAAUUCUCUCAGUAAGUUAUAAAAUGAAUGAAAAGUUUGCGUUUGCGAAUUCACAAAUGAACGCCAAUAAAUAAAACAACAAAUACUUAUAUUGCUUUUUUAAUUACUACUUACAAGGAAAUCUCAUUAAAAAUCAAUGAUGAUUAACGUUGUUGAGAUUAAAAAUAUAGAAAACAUAACACGACUUUAGUCGAUUGAAUUAAGUUAUACCGAAUACUUGUGGAUUUACAUAUUAAUUUAAAUACUUAUCACACUUUGUCAAAUAAACUAUCAAUAUAGCUCGA
Molecule: messenger RNA, 2564 nt
Organism: Nasonia vitripennis (jewel wasp)
Lineage: Eukaryota; Metazoa; Arthropoda; Insecta; Hymenoptera; Pteromalidae
Gene: Prp19
Product: pre-mRNA-processing factor 19
Exons: 8
Coding region: 593-2104 (503 amino acids)
Biological process (GO): mRNA splicing, via spliceosome; protein ubiquitination; DNA repair
Cellular component (GO): Prp19 complex; U2-type catalytic step 1 spliceosome; cytoplasm
Molecular function (GO): protein binding; ubiquitin protein ligase activity
Source: RefSeq, a predicted model, not a curated record